This is a messenger RNA of Physcomitrium patens, 4772 nucleotides long. Its product is annotated as histone-lysine N-methyltransferase TRX1. Gene Ontology annotation, biological process: regulation of transcription by RNA polymerase II. Gene Ontology annotation, molecular function: protein binding. NCBI's taxonomy places the organism in Eukaryota, Viridiplantae, Streptophyta, Bryopsida, Funariales, Funariaceae. The record is from RefSeq and is a predicted model, not a curated record. Gene Ontology annotation, cellular component: chromatin.
GAUACUUUCCACAUCUAGAUGCAGGGACCCGUCGCGGAGUUAUUUGGGUCUUGCUUGUCCGGAGAGAGGAUUUUGGCACGGUUUUUCAAGGAAUUGCGUGUACGAAUUGGGUGUUGGGUUGAGAGCGAAUUGUGAUUUUGGACACACGGGCGUGUUUGAGUUUUGUCUGGAGCGUUGGAGGCGCGGAUUUGGUGGCAGAGCGUGAGAUUCUGGGUGUUCGGAAUGUGGGUUUGAAGGAUUUUGCAGUAGUUAGGUUUUCGUGGUGGUGUCAGGUUCUGGCUAGCAUUUUUGUGAUCAUGGUUGUUGUUGUUGUUGUUGUUGUUGAGUCCUCGUGGCCUGUAUGGGUUAUGUUGGCUUCUGGUGAUUGUGUGGAUUGUAAGAGAUUGACUCAGGUGUUCCUCUGGUUGUGGAGUACUCCGAGUUAGUCUAGUGUGUUUUAGUAGGCUCGUUGUGGAUGGAGCAAGGGAAUUCUGAAAUAAAUACUUGUGUAUGUAAGUGAGAGAUAGAGCGAGAGGGGGAGAAUGAGUGAGACAGAGAAAGAGAGCCAAGUGGAGCGGGGUACAAUACACAUUCUCUGAAGUUGCCGUCGUAGUAUAAUGUUACUUAACUUAAGUAGACUUUUAUCAGUUGUGGAACUGCGUCCCAAUCUCUACCUCACUACACAACACUUUCCUAUUGUUAUCAAUAUGUUGGACAAGGGAUUGCACGUCCUCGGGAUUGUGUGGGGAUGUUACUGUCAUGACUGUUUAUUUCCAUAUGAAUACCAAUGGAGGAUCACUGGUAGAGCUUAGCGGGCCGUGAACAAAGAUUUCCGUGUACCUGUAGUGUGGUCUUUGCAGAUCAUUAAGAUGUCGACAACUGCUCGUAGCUCCUAAGCAAAUUCAGUGAUGGGACGCAAUGAGAGUGCAGUACAUACGGAUGAAGGAUUGGACUCAAUUUCAAUGAUCAGAAUGAACGAGAUCGAGAGUUCCGUUAAGACUAGUGUGAUGUCUAUCCCUGAUAGCCUCCCAAUUGUGUACAAGCGGAAGGAUCCCUUACCUAGUCCUAAGGCUGCACGUUCUUUCUCAGGUGUAUCGACUGUACUUAAGUCCGCCGGUUAUGCUGUUGGACAGGGCAAAACCUCUUCGUCAGGAUCCUUACCGAAGCAAUUGACCCUGGAGAAGUUUUGGGGUGGUAAGACUAGCUCAAAGGUUGUAGAUUCACCCGCUUUGAAAAGCAAUGAAGCGGAUUCUUCAAUGCAAUGUGAGGCCGUUAGAAUCGCUAAUCAAACCCCAAUCCCAUCUUAUCCGAUCAAGCAGUUUCAUUUAAAGAAACACCCAGUUGAGGCCCUGAGUGGCGAUCGGGAUUCUGUGGAAAUACCUACUUUGGCGCGGAAGGAAAUGGAUAUGGCAGAAGUGUUACUCAAAGCUGGUCCGAUUUCAGAGGAAGUAGCCGUUGGUGCUAGCGCAACUCCGAAAAAGAGACAGCGAUUCGAAGUAGCCCCGAAAGAGGCGACCAAGAGGAGAGGUCAAGAUAAGCCCCGUCCAGGUAAACGGCCAAGGAUUGUAUUGGGAAGGAACCGAAGAGUCAAAGUGGAGCUUCUUGCAGGUUCUAACCAUGGACCUGAGAUGGUGGAGUCUCCUCAGGAUAGUGCGUUGGGAGUCCAGGAAUGUCAAGCUGCACUAUCAGAUUCUCAUCCUGCGAAUGCCGAUGCGGAUGUAGGAAAUUUGGAGAUUGUCUGUGGGAGACACUCUCAUGCAUUCCAGAGGGUGGAGGUGACUGAAGAUGUGGAGGUGAUUGCUGACGCUCCUUGUCCAAGUCAUAUCCCUCCGAUAGCGAGUAUCCCGCUGAAAAAAUGCAUUCAUCAAGAUACGAUGCGUGGAACGACACCUGAACCAGGAAUGCCUAUGAUGCCAGCGACACCAGUAAACACAAGGCCAAAGAAGUCUCGAAAACGAAAUCAGAAAGUAGAUGCUGGGAGUAUACAAGAGCUCGCUGUUUCCGGCGGAAUGGACGCAUUCACGCGAAGACUGCUGGGUGCUGUGCAGAGUUUUAAGAUACUAAAAGAAAACCAACGUCAGUGGAUGGAGGUUGACUUGAGCUUGAUUCAUCCUGUAGCCUUGAUUGGUCGAAUUUGCAAAGUUUAUUGGCCCUUGGAUGACGAAUGGUAUCCAGGUGUAAUCCAUGACUACAACCCUCUAACUAAGAAGCACAGGAUUGAUUACAAAGAUAAUGAAUUGGAAAUGGUUUUAGUUUCGAAGGAACGCUUUCAGUUGAAAGUCUCCCCAGAAGAGUUGGUUGAGCUGGAAAUUUCUGCAGGUGGUAAAUUGCUGAAGAGAGCAGACCCAGUCGAGGAGGUGGGAUCUACGGCUACCGAUGAAGAUAGAAUUUUUAACUUGGGGGAUAUUGUUUGGGCCAAAGUGAAGGGUUACCCCAUGUGGCCAGCAAUUGUGAUGGAUGAAGACCAUGCAAGUGCCUGUGAUAUGGAGCCUGGAAAGAAAGGCAUGAUUCCGCUGCAGUUUUUUGGCAGCUAUGAUCAUUGUAUGUUCAAUGAGAAAAAGCUAGUGCCCUUAGAAGAAGGUCUAAACCUCAAAUACCAUACGAAAUGUAAACGGGUGGCCUUUGUGCAAGGAUUGGAAGAAGUGGAGAUGUACUUAACAGAGUUCAAGCUUCCUAAUAGCAUGGCUCACCUGCUCGUUUGCGUGGACGAUGUUGCCGGGGCAACUGAGAGACAUGGGGAAGAGAGUGAGGAGAGUUGGUUGGCGAAUGCCCCGAAUGAAGAUAUUGAGACUGCACUCCCUGCCGGUUAUAAACCCGUCGACGUCUUGUGGAAGCACUUGGAUCGCUGCACAGUUUGUUACUUAGACGAAGAAUACGAUAACAAUCUCCUGCUGCAAUGUGAUAAGUGCCAUAUGAUGGUGCAUAUGGAUUGCUAUGGAGAACAAGAACUCCCGGAUGGAGAUUUGUGGUUGUGUAAUCUAUGCGAACUUGACGCACCCAAGCCCCGACCUCCUUGUUGUCUCUGUCCUAUCACAGGCGGAGCGAUGAAGAAGACAACAGAUGGCCGCUGGGCUCAUCUUAUGUGCGCUAUGUGGAUACCUGAAACAUGUUUCGUAGAUGUAAAGCGAAUGGAACCUAUCCAUGGAAUCAAGGCAGUUAGCAAAGAGCGUUGGAGGCUGACUUGCGUCGUAUGCAAAGUACUUUAUGGUGCAUGUAUUCAGUGCCCUGUGAGGAGUUGUACAACGGCUUUUCAUCCUCUUUGUGCAAGAUCAGCUGGACUUUGCAUGGAGCUUCAAGAAGAGAAGCACAAGAAGUAUGGAAAAUCUGAUAUGAGAUUGCUUGCGUAUUGUCGGAAACACAAGCAGCCAACUAAUUCAACGUGCGAAGUUGCUCAACGGAUCCCACACGUUAUGACUGAUUGCAUGUCGUACUGUCCACCAUUGAACUCCUCUGGCUGCGCUCGUAGCGAACCCUACAAUGCAGCAGCAAGACGUGGGCGUCGAGAACCCGAUGCGCUUGCUGCAGCCCUUGCCAAACGCUUGUUUGUUGAAAAUCUUCCGUACAGUGUUACUGGUUGUAGACAAAACCCUCCCCCGAAGGUAGCAGGUUACACAAACGGAGGAAGUUUGUGGUCAUUGCACUGGGAGGCCAGCAAAGGGUCCGUUGGCGCAUCUGCCCUCUCUGACCCCACCCGUCCGAAGUCUGAUGAAGAGGCUGAGAUCUUGUCGAUGUCAGACAAGUUCCGCAGAAUGAAGGGAUCUUUGAGCCAGCGCCUCGUGUUCGGUAAAUCAGCAAUUCACGGAAUGGGGGUGUUUACAAAACGUGUACACUACGCAAAUGACAUGAUAAUCGAGUAUGCUGGCGAAGUUGUCAGACCCGUAGUUGCUGACAGCAGAGAAAGAAGACACUACGACUCACUUGUUGGGGCAGGAACUUACAUGUUCCGAAUUGAUGACGAGCGUGUAGUAGAUGCCACCACGACUGGCUCUAUCGCGCAUCUCAUCAACCAUUCUUGUGAGCCCAACUGUUAUUCGAGAACUGUUACUGCGAGUGGAGAAGAUCGGAUCAUCAUUUUUGCGAAGCGGGACCUUGAGAUUGGGGAGGAGCUGACAUACGACUACAGGUUCAUGUCGAAGACGGAGGUUUUAACCUGUUAUUGUGGGUCUGCUGGCUGUAGAGGAUCUGUCAAUGUCCAAGACGAAGACGGAGACCCCACCAAGUUGUGCAUACCACUGUCAGAUCUGUUUAAAGUGUCCUCAACAACCAGAGGACAAUCACAUUAAUGUCUUUUCAUGCAGGGACCCCUGUCCUACUUCCAGAGUCCCGCUUACACUAGACGAGCUUUCUCAGGCUGGCCUGGCGUCUGUAGAGUUCAAGCAACGAAAAUCUCGUUCUCCCGACUACCGUCACCUCCAACUAUCCCAAAGUAGGACGUGGUUGCAAGACAUAAUCGAUUUCUUCUGUUACGCUGCUCUGCGCCUGCAACUGCACAACAAUUUUGCCGAAAAUCGAUGAAGGCCUUUUGCUUUACAUAUUUGGUAUUCAAGCAUGGUUGGAUUUGGGUCACCAGCAAAAGCUGCUGGAGUUGCGGAAUGCAGCUCCUCAAAUAAUACGAGGUCAUACAUGCAAACAGAAUUUGUACAGUAGGAUAUUCUAUUAAAUUAUUGUUUUCGUGGCAUGCCUUUGGGCUCCGGGGUGCAUAGAGAAACGGGAUACAAUUUCAUCCUUCCUCGACUUUUUCUUUCCAAACACGACCAAGUCGUUAUCCUAUCCUGAAAUAUUAUUUCUGUGAA